AUGCUUAAGUUUGUGGUGCUUGCAUCACUAGCGGUGAUCGCUAGUCAUGCACAGGAUGCGUCUCGUCCAAUUAUUAACACUAAUGGAGGCCAAAUUCAAGGCAUAACGUCGAGCUGCGGACUCUUCUGUAGCUACUUCGCAUUCAACGGAAUUCCGUAUGCUCAGCCUCCGACCGGAGAGUAUCGGUUCCGCAAUCCGCGUCCGCACACUGGCUGGCAAGGCGUUAAGGAUGGUAGCGAACACCGGAGCACGUGUCCUUCCGGUGGAUUUUUGGGAGGCGUUUCCGGAAGUGAAGACUGUUUGUACUUGAACGUUUACACACAGAAUCUGAUCGGUUCGCGGCCAGUCAUGGUUUGGAUUCAUGGCGGAUCCUUUACCGGUGGUUCGGGUGACUCAUGGAUUUACGGACCAGACAAUUUGGUACCGGAAGACGUGGUGGUGGUGACGAUUAACUACCGCUUAGGUAUACUCGGCUUCUUCAGCACGGACGAUACGCAUGCCGCAGGCAACUGGGGAAUGAAGGAUUGCGUAAUGGCUCUGCAGUGGGUACGCAAUAAUAUUGCUGCGUUUGGUGGCGAUCCCAACAAUGUGACCAUUUUCGGUGAAAGUGCCGGUGGUGUAGCCGUACACUUCCUAGUGCUGUCCAACAAGGCCGCCGGGUUAUUCCACAAAGCAAUCGCACAGUCCGGUACAGCGUUGUCACCUUGGGCCUUCCAGUAUCAGCCCCGUGAACUCGCCUAUCGACUAGCCGAUCGGUUUGGGUAUUCGCACGAUAGUGCUCAGUUGGUUCAGAGUUUGCGGCAAACGUCGUUGGAACGCUUGAUUGAUGCUCAAGAAGGAUGGCUAGACAUUGAAGUGCCCCGCGGAUUUAAACCAUUUGAUUUUGUGCCCAACGCCGAGCCAGUAAACUCGCCGGAAGAAACGUUCCUGACGCAGCUACCAAUCGACGUCAUGAAUGCUGGCACAUUCAACCACGUUCCAUUCAUCGCCGGAUACACGAGCUUGGAGAGUAUGUUCAUGGUUUACGAACACACCAUCGACAGCACCGUAUGGGAUGCAUUUACCCGCAAUCCCGACUACUUCGUACCGCACUUUUGGAAUAUUCAGCGUGGAACUCCCGCGGCAUCUGCUGUCAGCCAAACUUUCCGUAACACAUACUGGCAGGAUCGUCCGCUUGGGCCGAAUAUUAUGUUGGAGUGGUUGAGAUUCCACACUGACCAGCAGUUCAUCUACGGAGUCGAUAAGACGGUGCGGGUGCACGCUCAGCGAUCGACAGCCCCUGUGUAUUACUAUCAGUUCAGCUUCGAUGGUGAUCUCAAUUUAGUCAAACGUCUUCUACUGCUGGGUAACUGGCCCGGCGCGAUGCACGCAGACGACAUUCCAUACUUGUGGUCUGUAACCGAUCUUACCAUCUCACCAAUUCUGCCAACAAAUCAUGCACGCACCGUAAGCAAUCGGUUCGUACGGUUGUUUACAAACUUUGCCCGAUUCGGCAAUCCAACACCAAAUGCAGUUGAUACGUUGCUUCAAAACCAACAGUGGCAACCGGUCGGUUCAACCAUACACUUCAUGGACAUCGGCCACGACCUUGUGACCGGCAUCAAUCCCAAUGGAGCGCGGACCUCCGUGUGGCACAAUCUAGAAGCCAGUUACGCCAACGAUCCAUUCCGCUUCCCGCGAAACUAA
Messenger RNA from Anopheles bellator, 1686 nucleotides. RefSeq names its product juvenile hormone esterase-like. The record is from RefSeq and is a predicted model, not a curated record. The coding region runs from base 1 to 1686 and encodes 561 amino acids. Lineage: Eukaryota; Metazoa; Arthropoda; Insecta; Diptera; Culicidae. The transcript has 2 exons.